GAAAACAAACAAUCAAAAUACCAUGUAGUGAAAGUCAAUUUGUUGGAGUAUUUGGGCCAUGGAUUCAACGUUACUCAUCUUGUAAAAGAAAAUAUACAUGUUUUUUUAAAGGUCAAAAUGCAGAUGCGACAAUGGGAAUGAUAUUGCAAGACAAUGAAUGGAGUGGUCAAUGGUAUGAAUUUGAACAAAAGACAUAUAUAAUGUUAUAUAUUGCAUCAACUUCUGAUAUUCAAAAAAUACCUGAAAUGAAA
Molecule: messenger RNA, 251 nt
Organism: Racocetra persica
Lineage: Eukaryota; Fungi; Glomeromycota; Glomeromycetes; Diversisporales; Gigasporaceae
Source: the annotation of a GenBank genome assembly